ACCAAGCCUACUUUCAGGACCAGACAGGAGCUUCAAUCGUUGCAACGCAUUCGCUGCACACGGAGGCGCAACAGCACGCCCGCAUGAUCGGACCGCGACAGGCUGCCAUGGGUAGCUGGUGUGCGCCCGCUGCCGAAAAUGUCGUCGACCAAGAAAAUUGCUGAGUUUCCUGAUGUCGAAGCGAAACUCCAAAAGCCGAGCCGACAGUCAGCAUUCGAGAAGCAAAAAGCAGAGGCAGAGGCGAAGCGUCGACGAGAGGCCGAGGAGACCGCCGCAGUUUACGAGGACUUCGUUAAGAGCUUUGCCCAUGAUGAAGACGACGACUCAAAUUCCGGAGCACGGCAUUCCUCCUCGAGAUUCGGCCGCGGAGCGCCCGAGAGACCACCUUUUGGCGCCAGCGCCCCGUUCGGAGGAGGCACGGGCAAGAGGCACUUCGGCGUCCCCUCUAGUUCUUCGCUGAGGAGUGGCCCCGGCACUCUGGGUCCUCCGCCAUCCUCAUUCACGAAGAAAAAGUCAUAUGGGGGAUCCCAGCGGGACUCGGACGAGGGCCGCGGCAGGCCGGGGCUCCAAGACAAAGACAAAGACAGGGAGUCGACCACGCUCCCAGUGUCCAAGGCUUUUGAUGCUAGCGACGAUGAGGAAGACGCCGCGACAGGCGAUCGAGCCGAAGAAAAGGCUGCAUCGAAACCGACUCUGCGUCUGGCUAACUUACCGCCCGGGACCUCGCCUGCCGUGAUCAAGGCCCUCAUCCCAGCAAGCCUGACAGUCGAGAACGUUAAGAUCGUGCCGCCUUCCGGCCCUAGCGGAACCGAGCGGAAGUCUAUUGCCGCCAUCGUCACCUUGUCUAAGGAGACCCCGGCAACCGAGAUUGAUAAUGCUGUGAGCGCGUUGCAAAACCGCUACCUUGGGUUUGGUUACUUCCUGACUCUGCAUCGACACCUCUCCUCUGCCGCCAUCUCCUCUGGCCUGACGGCGCUAUCUUCGUCAACAACCGUCUCCUACCCCUUUGGCGCGAAGAGGGUAGAGGAGGGCCCGCACAGGCCUGCCCACCAAUCGAUGGGCCACGGCCGGGCAUACGCACCUCCAUCAUCAUAUGGUCCUCCCAUGGGCGGUCCUCUCAACAGGUCCGGAAUCCUCCACGUCCCAGUCCGCGCGCCACGAGACAUCAAGCAGCUACGCAUGAUCCACAAGGUCAUAGAGUCCGUUCUGGAACACGGUCCCGAGUUUGAAGCUCUCCUCAUGUCCCGCCCAGAUGUCCAGCGAGACGAGAAAUGGGCAUGGAUAUGGGAUGCUCGCAGCGAGGGUGGCAUCUGGUAUCGCUGGAAGUUGUGGGAGGUUGUGACUGGUGGACAAUCGGCCAGAGGCAAGCUGGAGUACAUCCCUCUCUUUGAGGACAGCCAUGCGUGGAAGAAGCCCAAACGGCGGCUACCGUACGAAUACGCUACAGAUAUCGACGAGUUUGUCUCCGACUCGGACUACGACUCCUCGGAAGACGACGAGUUUGAGGACGAGCAGGCUCGGCAAGGCGACGGCGCGGAUCAAGAAGACACGUUCCUUACUCCAAUCGACAAAGCCAAGCUGGCACAUCUACUAGGCCGACUACCGACGACACUGUCCAAGGUUCGAAAAGGGGAUAUUGCCAGAGUUGCGGCGUUUGCCAUUACACAUGCCAGCCGCGGUGCUGACGAAAUCGUGGACAUGAUCGUCUCGAACGUUGAGCAUCCUUUCGCGUACACGGCAGCAAAUCCGGAUUACAAGCAAAGGAUGAAGGAGAGAGAUAGCAAAGAGGAGGGAUCCCGGGACACGUCGGCGGCGCCAGAGGAUAAAACCAUGUCCGAUGCGCCCGACAUGAGUGCAGCUCGGCUGCUGGGGCUCUACGUCAUCAGCGAUAUCCUCUCCUCUUCCUCCACCAGUGGUAUCCGCCAUGCCUGGCGCUAUCGGCAGCUGUUCGAGGCUGCACUCCGACGACGCAAAAUCUUUGAAAUGCUAGGCUCAAUGGCGGAAAAGCUGAACUGGGGCCGCCUGCGCGCCGAGAAGUGGAAACGCAGCAUCGGGCUCGUUCUUAAUCUCUGGGAGGGCUGGUGUGUUUUCCCGGUAGAGUCGCACGAGGCUUUUGUCAGCAGUUUCGAAAACCCCCCUGCCUUGAAAAAGGAGGCCGACGGAGCCGAUACAGAGCGCAAGGCUGGCCGGUGGAAGACGGUAGAGGGUGCAUCCGCAGAUGGAAGCAGCGGGGGCGGCUUCUUGCCAGUGUCGACAAAACCGGCCGCGGACCAGGAGCCGGCGGACGAUUACGCCGAGGACAUCCUGUACAUGGAAGAGGGCGACGAAGGGUUGGAUUCUGUCCGCCUACAGUACUCGGCCUCCCUGGACGACGCCUUCUCCGAUCUUGAUCUCGACGGCGAGCCAGACGACACCUCGGGGGCUGCAUCUGGGGACGGGGAUGUCACGAUGGAGAACUCGACGGAAACACCGGCACCAAUGUCAACGAAGCAGGAGGGCAUAUCCAUCGGCGGUCUUCAGUUUUCGGCCUCGAACCCGGCCCCCGGCAAGAAGCGAAUGCGUGCUAUGGACAUGUUUGCCGAUCCCGACUCGGACGGUGUGACUUAGGACGGCCCGCGGAGUUAAAACCCCAGCUGCCCAACAGUGCCGCUCGGCGUUGACCGUCGAACCGGCUACCUUUCCGAGUCUAGGAAGCAAGUAUGAGGGGAGGGAAUGAGUUCGCAAUGUCACCCACCCCUCAAUCAGAAUGCCAUGCCGAGGAGCUGCAUGGUUACCAGGACUUGG
Thermothelomyces thermophilus ATCC 42464 is the source of this 2784-nucleotide messenger RNA. RefSeq lists its product as uncharacterized. NCBI's taxonomy places the organism in Eukaryota, Fungi, Ascomycota, Sordariomycetes, Sordariales, Chaetomiaceae. The transcript has a single exon. The record is from RefSeq and is a predicted model, not a curated record. Bases 139 to 2607 code for a protein of 822 amino acids. Gene Ontology annotation, molecular function: RNA binding. Gene Ontology annotation, cellular component: nucleus. Gene Ontology annotation, biological process: RNA processing.